Molecule: messenger RNA, 1752 nt
Organism: Balearica regulorum gibbericeps (East African grey crowned-crane)
Lineage: Eukaryota; Metazoa; Chordata; Aves; Gruiformes; Gruidae
Source: RefSeq, a predicted model, not a curated record
AUGCGUGUGGUCCCCGUGGUCCUGCAGCGAAGCCCCGCGGGACGCGUCCCCGAGGUGCCUUCGGGACUCUCUAAUGGCUCUUUUCCCCCGCGGUCCCCAGCGGACGACGGGCUCGGGUUCCUGCCGACCUUCGGUCCCUGCUAUAUCAACCUCUACGGCAGCCCCCGGGAGUUCACCGGCUUCCCCGACCCUUACGAGACGCUCAAUUUGGGAAAGGGCGAGGGAGUCGCGUAUCGCGGCAGGAUGCUGGUGGAGCUGGAGACCAAGCUGGUGGAGCACGUGGAGCAGAAGGUGGAGGACAUUUCCGCGGAUGACAUCCUACGGGUGGAGAAGUACCUGCGCCGUCGGAAGUACUCCCUCUUUGCUGCCUUCUACUCAGCCACCAUGCUCCAAGACGUGGACGAUGCCAUCCAGUUUGAGGUCAGCAUCGGCAACUACGGCAACAAAUUUGACAACACCUGCCUGCCCUUGGCCUCCACCACGCAGUACAGCCGGGCCGUCUUUGAUGGUUGUCAGUAUUACUACCUGCCCUGGGGCAACGUGAAGCCCGUGGUGGUAUUGUCAUCCUACUGGGAGGAUAUCAGCUAUCGGACUGAUGCCCAAAACCUUCUCCACCAUGCAGCAGACAGGCUGGAAGCAAACCUGGAGAAGGUCCACCUUGCUCUCAAGGCCAACUGCUCGCCGAGUGAGCUGGAUGCCCUGGGUGCCCAGCUGAUGGAUGACAUCAUCGCCGACUGCAGCCUGACCUUGCCUGAUGUCCUGGGGAAGCCGGCCAGCACCCACCUGGACCAGAACAUGUACCGGUUUCGCAGCACCAACCUGGAGCAGAUAGUGAAGGCAGCCCUGAAGCUCAAGCACGAAGACUCGAGCCUGUCGGCAGCCCUGGAGCAGGCAGAGGACUGGCUCUGCAGGCUGAAGGCCAUGGCAGAGGAGCCCCAAAACAGCCUGCCCGAUAUAGUGAUCUGGAUGCUGCAGGGAGACAAGCGUGUAGCGUACGCGCGUGUGCCAGCCCACGAGGUCCUCUUCUCCAGGAACAUCUCCAGCUGCUGCGGCAAGAACUGUGGGAAGCUGCAAACCAUCUUCCUGAAGUACCCCCAGGAGGAGGCGAUGGGUCCGAGGAUCCCGGCCCAGAUCCGGGUCCAGCUCUGGUUCGGGCUGUCGGUCGAUGAGAAGGAGUUUAACCAGUACGCCGAGGGGAAGCUCUCCGUCUUUGCCGAAACCUAUGAGAACCAGACCAAACUGGCGCUGGUGGGGAACUGGGGCACGACCGGCCUGACCUACCCCAAGUACUCAGAUGUCACCGGCAAGAUCAAGCUGCCCAAGGACAGCUUCCGCCCCUCCACGGGCUGGACCUGGGCCGGGGACUGGUUCAUCUGCCCGGAGAAGACGUUGCUGCACGACGUGGACGCCGGACACUUGAGCUUCGUGGAGGAGGUGUUCGAGAACCAGGUCCGGCUGCCUGGAGGCCAGUGGAUCCACAUGACUGAUGCCUACACCGAUGUGAAUGGGGAGAAGGUCCUGCAUAAGGAUGAGAUUGAGUGUCCUCCGGGCUGGAAAUGGGAAGACGUGGAGUGGGACACGGACCUCAACAGAGCUGUGGAUGAAAAAGGCUGGGAGUAUGGCAUCACCAUCCCACCGGACCGCAAGCCCAAGGCCUGGGUGCCGGCCGAGAAGAUGUACCACACCAACCGGCGACGGCGCUGGGUGCGGCUGCGCCGGAGGGACCUCGCGCAGAUGGAGGCCAUGAGGAAG